Messenger RNA from Trypanosoma theileri, 1692 nucleotides. RefSeq lists its product as uncharacterized. Gene Ontology annotation, molecular function: protein binding; ribonuclease P activity. NCBI's taxonomy places the organism in Eukaryota, Euglenozoa, Kinetoplastea, Trypanosomatida, Trypanosomatidae. The transcript has a single exon. Gene Ontology annotation, biological process: tRNA 5'-leader removal. The coding region runs from base 1 to 1692 and encodes 563 amino acids. The record is from RefSeq and is a predicted model, not a curated record.
AUGAGACGAAUUUCAACUGCUGUAGCGCUUCAGUGGUUUUCUUUAGGUCAUCCACUUUGUUCUUUUCAGACACGGUGGAAAAGUUGCUCACCAGCAGAGGAACUACAACGUCGUGUUGGACAGCUGGUUAGUAAGCGUAAUGUUGAUCAGGUGUCCCAUGAGAUUCGUGAUGCUUUGGGCAAAUCCAUUUUCUCCAUGAAGGCAUUUGCCAGUGCUUUAUUCCUCUGUGAGCAGACACAGAAUGAGGUUGUAGGGAUAGAACUAGUGCGGCAGGUACAGGCCUCUAACUUGGUAGAAUCGUGGGAUGAUGAGAGUGUUCUUUCGGUUGUUUUACGUCUGCAGUGCUCUGUGGGGGAUGCUGCUGCGGCCACACAGAUGUUUUCUUUUUUGGUUUCUAAGAAACUCCUGCGACUUCGAAGUACCUCUGUGUUUCUAGGCUUCUGGUGUAAACGUUUAGAUCGAUCCAUGGCCUUUGCUGUGUAUGCAGAGGCCCUUCGACAGGGAAUUGAGUUGCGUGCCCUGGACUAUGUGGAGCUCGGCCGGCUCUGCGUGGCCCUGCAGGAACCAAUCUCUACACUUCAUUACAUCCUGCGGGAAAUGCAGGAACAUGUCUUGUCUGUGCCGGCGGUGAUGUUGACGGAUGUACUCUCGCCGUGGGCACAGCGGGCUGGACUGCGGGUGGAGAGCGUAUCAUUUCCACACAGUGAUCCCACCCGCCCACCCGGCACCUGCAGUUGUUGCGGUGCUCUACUGAAGGGACACCGCUUCACCACCGCACAAAAGACAAGAUUACUUAAAGAUGUGGUGGAAGUGGCGUUGGUGGCACAACGAAAAAAAUCCGCCCGAGUUCGAAUUGGAUUUGAGGCCUGGAGACGAUUUGUGGCACUGCACGGUCAAAGAAUUGAUGUCUUGAUUGAUGGGGCUAAUUUGGGUUACUAUGGUUUGAGUAGCUGGUAUGCAGAUGCGAAGCGAGCACUGUUACUAAAACGUGGUAAAAGAGAAGAAGAUAUUAAACCGCAAGAUAUUGUAUGGUCUAAACAAGGUAGUGUAGAUGUUGGGGUAAACUUUCAUUUAAUAGAUCUCGCAGUACAAGAAGCACGACGUCGUGGAAUGCGACCAUUAAUUAUUCUACAUGAAAGACACUGUGAAACAAAGAAUAUGACAUCUUCUGAUGAGGUUCUAGCAGCACAAUGGCGUCGUGAUGGGAUUCUCUACUGUACACCAAGUGGCCUUAAUGAUGAUCUUUGUUGGUUGUACGCCGCAUUAGAGCUCACUACACCAACAGAUGCUGUUGCUGGUACAGUAGAGAAAACUGUGUGGGUACUCACUAAUGACUUGAUGCGUGAUCAUCACUUUAAACUUCUCAGUCCUCGUUUCUUUGCUCGAUGGCGAGAUCGUCAUCGUAUCGCAUUUAAAUGCUCUCGGAAAGAUAACUGUACACUUCUGCAUUGGGAGUUACCGGUUCCUUAUGCCCAAUGCAUUCAGGAAGUAGAACCUCUCAAAUGGCAUAUUCCAAUCGCAACAGAAAAAGAAGAGGGAGAAGAAGUAGAAGAAAAUAAAGAAGAAGAAGAAAAAAAAAAAGAUGCGGUGGAUGAAAACUCCAAUUUGCAGGAGAAUCAAGAGGGUAAUGAUAAUAAUGGCAUGGCCGUUGUGCCCUCUCAGGUUUCACAUACUUGGGCCUGUAUAGGCUAA